CUUCCCACAAAGUUGGGAAUCAGCGGAGCUUCCGCGAGAGCUAAUGGACACACGAGAGCCGCGUCUGGAAGAUCAAGAAUGCUGAAGACAGGAUGGAUCCCCUAGUUCAUCUGAGCCUGCUGAGAGUCAGCGUCUCUGCUCUCCCACACCCCACUCGCCCACCGCGUCCUUGGGCACCUGACCCUGCCCUCUCCACCUCCUGGAAAAAACAGUAGAGUUCUCAGACUACACACGGAGACAGGUGAACCCUUCCUGUUUAAAUAUGACUGGAUGGAGGUCUCAGUGGCGUCUGGUCCUGCUCAACUCACUCACAUGUGGUCUGGAGAUCUGCGUGGCUGCGGGGAUCACCUACGUGCCUCCUCUGUUGCUGGAAGCUGGUGUGGAGGAGCAGUACAUGACGAUGGUUUUAGGUAUCGGACCAGUUCUGGGCCUUCUCUUCAUCCCCCUGAUUGGCUCAGCCAGUGAUCACUGCAACAGUAGCUAUGGCCGCCGGCGACCCUUUAUAUGGCUGCUUUCGUUGGGUGUUCUCCUAGCCCUCCUUAUCAUACCACAUGCUGAUGUUCUGGCCGCCAACCUAAGCUGGGGUAGCACCCGCCGCAACCGGGCUCUCCAGGUGGGCUUGCUCAUCUUUGGCGUGGGACUAUUGGACUUCUGCGGGCAGGUGUGCUUCACGCCACUCGAGGCAUUGCUCUCAGACUUAUACCAUGAACGCGACGACUGCGGACAGGCUUUCGCAAUGUUCUCUUUUAUGGUUAGUCUAGGCGGUUGUGUUGGGUACUUGUUACCCGCAUUGGACUGGAGUGGUGGGCUUCUCUCAUUCUACCUGGGUGGCCAGGCAGAGUGUCUGUUCUCCCUCCUCAUCCUCAUCUUCGUGGUUAGUGUGUUGGUCACCAUGAAAGUGUCAGAGGAACCUUCACGUGGGACGUCUGUCCUGGAACCUGGGCCAUUGGAGUCUGGACAGUGUUUUCCGCGCUCAUGCUGCUAUCUGUUUCAGUGUAAGCUGCGCUCUCUGAAGUCAGGCCCGUUGCUGUGCCUGCUGAGGACUUGCUGGUCUAUGACACCAGCCAUUUACCGCAGCUACUGCCAUGUACCACGUGUUAUGCGACAGCUGUGCUUGGCUCAGCUCUGCAGCUGGAUGGGUGUCAUGUCCUUCAUGCUCUUCUACACAGAUUUUAUUGGCGAAGGACUGUAUGAGGGAGUUCCAAGUGCUGCUCCAGGCACUGCUCUCAGGCAACGCUAUGAUGAAGGUAUUCGUAUGGGCAGCCUGGGCUUAUUCCUGCAGUGUGCUACCUCAACCUUCUUCUCGCUGGUCAUGAGCAGGCUGGUACGUGUCUUCGGGUCCAGGAUGGUCUAUCUGAGCAGCAUGGUGAGCUUCACCAUUUCAGCUCUGGUUAUCUGUCUGUCCAAGAGUGUACUGUUGGUCACGGCUAUGUCGGCCCUAACUGGCUUUGCCUAUGCAACACUACAGACCUUGCCUUAUACACUUACCUGCCACUACCACAAAGAGAAAGAGGUAUACAUGCAAAACACCAAUACCAAAAAACUGCACAAUAAUGGAUUCACCAUCACAAGGGAUUCUGUUUGUUUAAAUCUAGACAAUGGCCCUGGAGAUCUCAGCCACAAGAAUGGCAGUUCCAAUGGGCAUGCUUAUCACAGCAGUGAUGGAAAAAAAUAUUACUCUCCUCUGCACAAUCAGAAUGGUUCACCUCUUGGUCUGGAGUCAGAGGAUUUUGAAAAACGUGGCGUAGGACUAGAUUUUGCCAUUCUGGACAGCACCUUCCUUCUCUCUCAGGUCUUCCCCACCCUCUUCAUGGGCAUGAUCGUAAAGUUCACAGAGUCUGUCACUGCGUACAUCGCCUCCUCUGCCAUCUUUGGUGCCAUUGGCAUUUAUUUUGCCACCCACAUCAUCUUUGACCGAAAGGACCUCAGAAGCUGAUAAAUGCAGUUAUGAUGUCAUGUUUGCUUUGAGGAUGAAUUGUGCAUUAGUGGUCUAAACAGCUUUUUUCCAUCAGAUCUCUAUCUCUAAAGACAAAUGAGAUCAUUGGGACUAAUGGACAUGUCAACCUGGACUUGGUGUAAUUCCUAUUGUGUUGUAAAGACUUUUUGUAAAGAACAAUGUUUUUGUGUAUAUAUAUAUUUUUAAAUUGAUAAUAUAUAAAUAUUUAUAUCUCUAUGGGGAUUUUUAUGCAACCCAUUUUGGUGAGGUCAUCUGUAUUUAUGUUGUAAUUCUAACCUCAUUUUACUUGUCAAACAAAAGUGUCUUAAUUUUUUUUUUUCACCUGAGAUCUUUCUUGGUCAGUUACCAAGACUAAUAGCACAAUAUAGCCUUGUAUAUAAUGUCAAUCUAGUGUUCAAAAUGACAAUCUGGGAUAUUUUUCUACAGGAGAUUUUACACACAGACCUAAGCUACCUACUUUGCCUAUUUCAGCUAUAAUGUGUUACAAUUGCAAACCAUCAAGUCAACAAUAUUGUUUUUAACAAAACUGUUUCAUGUCAUAUUUAAGUAAUGUAUCUGUAAGUACACUCACCAUUGGUCAUGGAGUGUGUGUGUACGUGUAGCUUUAUUUGUAUGAGUGUAUUUGGAUGUGUUAUUGUGUGAAGUGGUAAAAUUCUCAGGAUAAACUCAUCGUCCAGUUGAAAAUGAACUGUCAGUCCAAGCACAACACAAAGUAUUAAUAAAAGAGGUACUGAUAUUUUCAUUGCUGGGAAUCUAUGAGAAUAUUUUUAUAUUCUUGCCUUUUAUAUUAGUUGGGAAAUUAUCAUCCCAUCUAAUGCACUAUGUUUGCUGUUUACAACUUAAAUUCAUAUAUUUUUUUUUCUUUGUAGACAUGAUCAUCAUGAUCUGAUGCAAUUUGAAGCAAUUCUAUUUACAGGUAGGUUACAGUUGAGCGCCAGGGGCCGUAACGUCAUAACUCUAGAAUGCUAUCUUAUCUGUUAGUAUUAAUUGCGAUUACAGUUAGGAUCUAUUAUGUUCUAUUUAACUUGUCAAAUCUUAAGAUUUUGAUAGGAAGUUUCUGUAGUACACAGUAUAUUAUGGAGAGCAUAAUUUGCCUAUUUGUUCCUUAUGAAAAAAGCAGUUAAUUUUUACAGGCAAUUAGGAGCUGUUGACUUCGUCAAACAUAAUGCAUAUUUAAAUUAUGCACAGUCCUUCUCUGAAUAAAUCAUAGCAUGUUUCAUUUUAACCAUUUAACAUUUCAGAAAUUCUUCUUUUGAAAAAUAGUUUCCAGAAUUGAAAAAUUGGCUGACGUUUUUGUGUGUAAAUAAUUUUACUACAUUAAACAUUUAAAGUGCCUAAGAAAAGCCCAACCUUGCUUGAUAUUUAUUUAGUUUGGGGUAACAACAACAACAAAUAUAAGAUUGCGUGCUGUAUUUUUGCCUUAUUUUCCUGAAUCUGUAACUGGUGUUUGGUUAACACCUUUGCAUGUCAACCGGGUAUAAACUCUUCAACUAAAGAAGUGGUGUUAACCUUUUUAACGCUGUAAAUUAGCAAAGUGUCGUGUUAUUAAUG
Molecule: messenger RNA, 3508 nt
Organism: Myxocyprinus asiaticus (Chinese sucker)
Lineage: Eukaryota; Metazoa; Chordata; Actinopteri; Cypriniformes; Catostomidae
Product: solute carrier family 45 member 3-like
Exons: 6
Coding region: 263-1936 (557 amino acids)
Biological process (GO): transmembrane transport
Cellular component (GO): membrane
Molecular function (GO): sucrose:proton symporter activity
Source: RefSeq, a predicted model, not a curated record